Archocentrus centrarchus (flier cichlid) is the source of this 2720-nucleotide messenger RNA. It is a transcript of the gene tmem231, whose product is annotated as transmembrane protein 231. Bases 280 to 1209 code for a protein of 309 amino acids. Lineage: Eukaryota; Metazoa; Chordata; Actinopteri; Cichliformes; Cichlidae. The record is from RefSeq and is a predicted model, not a curated record. Gene Ontology annotation, biological process: regulation of protein localization; cilium assembly. The transcript is spliced from 7 exons. Gene Ontology annotation, cellular component: ciliary transition zone; ciliary membrane.
CAAACGCGAACACUGGCAGCCAUGGUAACUGUUGGACGCUUAGCUAGGCUGGAACAUGGCGCGGUGCUGGUGCUAACAUAAACAGGCUGUUAAUUCGCUGCGCUUUAUGACAAGUACGCUCCUGGGAGUCAUCCACUUUGAUGGAUAUUACUUAAUGAGGGAUAAUCUAAGUGUAAUUAGCAUUUUAUCGUCGGUUUACACACGCUGGUCCGCUGAGGGCUAAUUCCGUCGGUUAGCAUCUUUGCUAUCUGGGAAGCUGUUCAUACCUUCAGUCCACUUAUGGCUUUCUAUGAAGUUUACUCUCAUCCGGCUUUGAUUCGGUACAAAACGAGCGUGUGCACGAAAGCCACGCUGUUCCUGGCGGUGGUUCUUUGCCUCACCUACAUCCCGCCGCUGCUGGUCGCUUACAGGAGCCAAGGUUUCUGGAUAAAACGGAGCACUUAUGAGGAACAGCCAGUUGUGAGGUUCCAGUACCAAACUCUGCUCGUUGCAGCAACCAGUACUCAGGGAGACCAUGUCGCCUGGAGCACCUUCCCCCAUCUUAACAACAUGCUUGGAGCCAACCUCCGGAUUCCUGCUGUCUCUGUGAGAGAAGAGGACCAGAAUGAGGACGGGAAAUUGGACCUCCUGCUCUUUCAGCUGCAGCUCCCCCUGAAACCUGAUGAGCAGGUGUACAGCGUUCAGCUGCUGCUCACCUUCAGCUACCAGCUCUUUCGGAUGUCCACAGUGGUGAUGCAGAGCCUGGCAUACGUGCAGCACUCCUCUUCUGUCCCCGGAGCUAAGCUGUUCAUCAGCGGAGACCUGAGGCUGCAGCAGAGGACGCCCUUGCCUCACCGGGGACUGUACAAUAUUUAUAACGUGUCGGUGAUCGAUGGUUCGAGCCCCUUUGCGAGUGCGUAUGACCUCGAGAACAUAAUCAGGAGCUACCAGGAUAGAAACUUGACCACAGCGCUGUCCUGUCCGACGCCCGUGUGGACUGUAGGACGAGCGGCUGCUUCUCCCUUCGAGCUUAAAGCUGAAAUCCGUUACCCUGUGGAGGUCAUUAGUUAUCGUCCUGGCUUCUGGGAAACCAUCAAAUUUGCCUGGAUUCAGUACAUCAGCAUCCUCCUCAUCUUCCUCUGGGUCUUUGAACGCAUCCAGAGAUUUGUUUUCCAGAACCAGGUCCUCACGACCGUCCCCGUACCUGUGGGUAAACCCCACAAAUCAUGAUGCAGUGAUGGGCUUUGACCUCCUCACGCCGCCUGCCUCUUUUUUCCACGUUCCUCCUUGAACUUCCUGUUGCGGUUUCCUGUGGUCUUUAUCUUGAUGGGUUCAGACGGAUCAUUUUCAUCAUCAUCAUCACCACCAUAAACUGCAACAGAUUAGAAACUAGUUUUAACUGGCCUGCAGUUACCUCGGCCAGCUAACUGAGUGUUGUAGUGGUAAAACUGGCUUCAUGUUUUUAUGAUGAAAAAUGUACUCAUCAAUAAAUUUGAGUAAGUUAGUAAUAUUUAGAGUCACCAUAAACAAACCUGCUGAAACUGAUUCCAAACACAUUCACACAGCUUCUUUUUUAUAAUAGCAAACACACAAAAACUGCAACACCAGCACCAACCAGUAUAAACUCAUCCAUGUUUGUCACACUGUUGCAAAUUAAAUGAUUAAAGGGCUUCGAUAUUUGCUGAAAAUCAGGAGCUGAUCAAUGGCUGCAGACGCUGGUCUAGACAGACUCCUCUUCUGUUGCAUGCAGGAAAUUAAAACACAAAAAUAGCGUCUGAAAGGUCAGAAUCAUCCCAGGUUCCUUCUUUGCGCACUGCGUGACCCACACUGGUGCAGCUCUGAGGUCCAGACUACCAGCUGCAUCUGUAUGAAACCAUAUGAGACUGUAGGACACGCUGGCCACAGAUGAUGUUUGGCUGUGUUAGAACAUGUUCCACAUGAGUCCAUGUAUUUACAGGCAGAGGAGCGAAACAAGCUCCAAAGAACUGUCUGUAUUCUCAUAAUUUUAUGGACAGAUUUUGAGUUUAUCUGUUUUAUACUUUUCUAUAUUUUUGCUGUUUUCUGUUUAUACUAUAGUGUGACUGUAAUUGGAGGUUAAUAAAUAAUAUUUUUACAGUUUAACAGUAUCUGCUUUAAUAUAUAUGUAUAUAUAUAUGUAUUUUUUUGUAUCUAAAAAAUGAAAACUUAAUAUUUUUUUUUUUUUUAAGUGUUCAGACUUUUGUGAGAACAGGUGUAUGAAGCCAAAUCAGAGCUUUGGGUAUUCUCAGGAGCUCAGCGGUCCAGUCGGUCAUCCUCAGACUGGGAGGUGACCAAGAACCAAACAGGAACUCUGAACUGGUUCCACUGGGUUUGCAGAUCUGCCCAGGGCUUCAGUUUCCUUCAGAGGUGGCUGAGAGAGAAGAAGUGGACUUGACACUGUUUAUGCAAGUGCUGUAUGAGCGCAGUAUCAGAGAACACCUGACUUCUAGCCUAAAUAAGGUCCACCUGUGGCAACGUUAAGGCAGUCAGGUGCACCCUGAGUCAGUUAACAGUGAAGUCCAAGUGUAGCCCGUGCAGAAGUGCUUAACUUGGGCCAAACAUUCAUAGUUAUGUUUGUGAGAAGCAGUCAGAAGACUCUGAGGACUCUGAGUUUGUCAGAACACCGGCACAUCAUCACACGACUGUGUUUUAGCAUUAGAGACAUGAAGAGAGGCCAGGACUGAGGGGAGGGUGGAUGCAGCAGGAUGGUGGACAUGUUACGG